AUGAGGAAACUUACAUCUACAACCACCAUUGGUUCGAAGAGGAAGCAUCCCAGCAACAACCAAGCGAAUGAGAAUAGUAAUAUCAUUGAUGAAGCCUACAUGUCUCCAAUUAAAUCCAGCCGGAAUGCAGGCAAUAGUAAACCGCUUAUUGGUGUUUUCCAAAGUUCGCUAAGUACGCCAUUAAGUAUUGUUACAAAUGUAUUAAGGUUAACUAAAAACCUCAGGCUCAGCUCGGUACCAAAUGGUGGAAACCGACAGGCGUUACAAGAGUUUGCUGACUGGAUUGCCAAUAUCGGCGAUGGGAAGCUUGGUGGCCGGAAUAACGGGUUUGCAGAUGUUGAAAUACCAAUGCACAUGUUAGUGUCAUCCGGGGGGGACGACAUUAAAGCAAUUGUGCACUGUACAUUUCCUAUGUUUGCAAGUGGAAACACUGACCCCGAGCACCUGUUGGGUCGUGCCAUAUUAGCACCAACGCUCGACGUUGUCAACACUGUUAAUGACUAUAUGACUGAGUUGCACAAUGCCGAAAGUAGGUCAUACUAUAGUUCAGACGCAGUAUGCAAAGCAGAUGGCGAUAACGGUAUAUUUGGAGAUGUACACACACCGGAGUUUCUAAAUAGCAUUCGGGUUUCAGGUCUACCAAAUCAUACACUGACUUUGAAAAUCGGAUCACCAGUAAUGUUAAUGAGAAAUAUUGACCAUUCUCUUGGUUUGUGCAAUGGAACUCGGUUGAUAAUCACAAAGCUAGUAGAUCAUGUGAUUGAAGGCGAGAUUCUGACUGGUCCCAACAAAGGUACAAAAGUGUUAAUCCCCCGAAUGUCAAUGGCACCAUCGGAUCCAAGAUUGCCGUUCAAGUUUCAACGAAAGAAAUUCUCAUUGAUGCUUUCAUAUGCGAUGACCAUAAACAAAAGUCAAGGCCAAACGUUGACUCAUGUAGGUUUAGUACUAAAGAAACCGGUUUUUGUACACGCUCAGUUGUACGUAGUUGCAUCUCGGGUUAAUAAUCCAGACGGUCUCAAAAUAUUGAUAGCAAAAGACUCAAGUUCAACUACAACCUCAACCACUAAUGUUGUAUAUCAUGAAAUUUUCAAUAAUUUGUAG
Messenger RNA from Ipomoea nil (Japanese morning glory), 1101 nucleotides. RefSeq lists its product as uncharacterized. Bases 1 to 1101 code for a protein of 366 amino acids. NCBI's taxonomy places the organism in Eukaryota, Viridiplantae, Streptophyta, Magnoliopsida, Solanales, Convolvulaceae. The record is from RefSeq and is a predicted model, not a curated record. The transcript is spliced from 3 exons.